UAUCACAGCUUCCAGAUAAAGGACUUGAAAAAUAAAACUAAUUUAUUUAAUACCUCAAUUUUAUCACGCUAAAAAAAAAUUAGUCGUGAUAUGAAGGAGAAACCAAUGUAUAUGCACUAACUGUUGAAAGGGGAAAAGAAACACAAACACACUUUUUCUUUUCCUAGCACGUUGGCUGCUGACUGAUGAUGACCAACAGUUCAGCUACUCUUUUAUUCAACCACUGGGUAUAUACAAUUCAUUAUGUCUAACGUACAUCUCAUUUUCUUUACCUAUAUAUAGUACCCGCAGCAUAUUCAUAUUGAAUGGUGUGAUACCUCCAACACUAAGCACAAAUCAAUGAAAGCGUAAUCCAUACAAAAUGCAUUUUUUUGUGGGUAAACUCGAUGAAAGCCAUCAUUAUUGUGUUGCACAGUGAAACCAACAGAAAUGGGUAAUAAAUCAAUCAUGUUGAACUCAGCGUUCAUAUGUAUAAUAUUUUGAGAUAGAUACAUUAAGUGUAAAUUUAAUUGUGAAAAAAAUGUCCACAUCCUUCAUGUAGGAUUCGAACCCAAAAUCUUUUGUUCAGUUUAAUGUUCCUGGAAUACCGGAUUCUUGAAAGGGUUUAGAAAACCGUAUCAAGGACACAACCAGAAUAGGGAAGGGACGUAUGUUCGACCGCAUGCACAAUGCGCUACACAUUUUACGUUUUUCUUUUUUCAAGCAUGUUCAACUACAGUUAUUUGAACAAAGAUUGCCCGGAAGAAAAAAUGGAGCCUCAAAAAAGCAAAAAAACAAAAAUCAGUAAGCCACUGUUGGUGGAUGCUGCUACGUUGGACCAAAUGCGGCUGAGGUUUGACCAAAUCAAGCAGAAAAACGCGUUACCAGAAGGAACGAGCAGCAAAAUACCAAUUGCUAUGGCAAGUAUUGUGCCACCUGGCAUAACCAUAAAAAAGGAGACAGAAAGCACAAGAAGUAUUCCUCCAAUUCAAAUUCCUCCACAAAUGAAUUCUACCUCCAUCAACUCAGAUUUCGAAGGACAAACAUCCCCGCCAUCUAAAAUUCCACGACUGGCAACAUUACUACACUCUAUCGCCCCACUAACUCCACGGCCGGUAACGGUAACCACCAUAGCAGGACAAAUCUCACCACCAACCAAUAUUUUACGACCAGUAACUUCUAAUCACAUCGCUCUACCGAAAACAACUCCGCGGCCGGUGCCAUUGGUGAACACAGAUGACCAUGAUGUUGAAGACCUGACGGCCUUAAUGAUUAAAAUGAGCGUGAUCGGUGAGUAUUUGAUUUAUCUUACAGAAAAAUAAGGUUGCAUUUUGUCC
Messenger RNA from Aedes aegypti (yellow fever mosquito), 1316 nucleotides. RefSeq lists its product as uncharacterized. Bases 669 to 1301 code for a protein of 210 amino acids. Lineage: Eukaryota; Metazoa; Arthropoda; Insecta; Diptera; Culicidae. The record is from RefSeq and is a predicted model, not a curated record. The transcript has 5 exons.